AUGCUAAAUUUUCACAAUGUCUGCUGGGUACCCAGCUCCUUUCAGCUCACUGGCAUCCCAGGGCUUGAGUCCCUGCACAUCUGGUUCUCCAUCCCUUUUGGCUCCAUGUACCUAGUAGCAGUGAUGGGGAAUAUGACCAUCUUGGCAGUAGUAAGGGUGGAGCACAGCCUUCACCAGCCCAUGUACUUCUUCCUGUGUAUGUUGGCUGUUAUUGACUUGGUUCUUUCCACUUCUACAAUGCCCAAGUUGCUGGGAAUCUUCUGGUUUGGUGCUGGUGACAUUGGUCUAGAUGCCUGCUUGAUCCAAAUGUUCCUCAUCCACUGCUUUGCCACUGUUGAGUCAGGCAUAUUCCUUGCCAUGGCUUUUGAUCGCUAUGUGGCUAUCUGCAACCCACUACAUCAUACCAUGGUGCUCACUCAUGCAGUGGUGGGUCGUUUGGGACUGGCUGCUUUUCUCCGUGGUGUACUCUACAUUGGACCCCUGCCUCUGAUGAUCCGCCUGCGACUUCCCCUUUAUAAAUCCCGGAUAAUCUCUCACUCCUACUGUGAGCAUAUGGCUGUAGUUACUUUGACAUGUGGUGACAGCAAGGUCAACAAUGUCUAUGGGCUGAGCAUUGGCUUCCUGGUACUUAUCCUGGACUCAGCAGCCAUUGCUGCCUCCUAUGUAAUGAUUUUCAGGGCUGUGAUGGGCCUAGCCACCCCUGAGGCUAGACUUAAAACUCUGGGGACAUGUGGUUCUCAUAUUUGUGCCAUCCUGAUUUUCUAUGUUCCCAUUGCUGUUUCUUCUCUCAUUCACCGAUUUGGUCACCAUGUGUCUCCUCCAAUUCAUACUUUGCUGGCCAACUUCUAUCUUCUCAUUCCUCCAAUCCUCAAUCCUAUUGUCUAUGCUGUCCGUACCAAGCAAAUCCGAGAAAGGCUUCUCCAAAUCCUGAAGAUAGAAAUGAAGAAUAGAUGA
Messenger RNA from Chrysochloris asiatica (Cape golden mole), 954 nucleotides. Its product is annotated as olfactory receptor 52M1-like. Gene Ontology annotation, biological process: G protein-coupled receptor signaling pathway. Bases 1 to 954 code for a protein of 317 amino acids. Lineage: Eukaryota; Metazoa; Chordata; Mammalia; Afrosoricida; Chrysochloridae. Gene Ontology annotation, molecular function: olfactory receptor activity; G protein-coupled receptor activity. Gene Ontology annotation, cellular component: membrane. The transcript has a single exon. The record is from RefSeq and is a predicted model, not a curated record.